Molecule: messenger RNA, 2088 nt
Organism: Ctenocephalides felis (cat flea)
Lineage: Eukaryota; Metazoa; Arthropoda; Insecta; Siphonaptera; Pulicidae
Product: lymphoid-specific helicase-like
Exons: 2
Coding region: 1-1824 (607 amino acids)
Biological process (GO): DNA methylation-dependent constitutive heterochromatin formation; lymphocyte proliferation; negative regulation of gene expression via chromosomal CpG island methylation
Cellular component (GO): pericentric heterochromatin; nucleus
Molecular function (GO): ATP binding; chromatin binding; ATP-dependent chromatin remodeler activity
Source: RefSeq, a predicted model, not a curated record
AUGCAAAAUGUUAAAACCAAAAAUCAUUCAGCUACACAGCCUGACAUUGAUUUAGCUCAGAUAAGAAAUUCCUCCAAUGAACAGGCAAGAGCAAUGAAUAUAUCAUUGCUUGAGAAUGAUGAAAUGGGUCUUGGCAAAACAAUUCAAACUAUUGCUUUUAUCUGUCAUUUAUAUAAUGAGGGUGUCCGGGGGCCUUUUCUCAUAUGUGCUCCUUUAUCUACCUUACCCAAUUGGUCUUCAGAAUUUAAGAGGUUUGCUCCAAAACUUCCAGUUGUUCUCUUCCAUGGUGACAAGGAAACAAGGAAAAGUUUAGUCUCCUCUAUUUUAAAGAAAAAAUACAUUGUGGGUGAUAAAACACAGUGCCGUCCUGUAGUUUUGACUAGUUAUCAAACACCGUUGACCGAGCAAGCGAUCAUGUCAGUGCCCACAUGGUCGUAUAUUAUAAUUGACGAAGGCCAUAGAUUAAAAAGUCAUAAAACUCAACUAUAUAGAGUUUUGCAAUCAUUCAAGUCAAUGAAUCGCUUACUCUUAACUGGUACUCCUUUGCAAAACAAUUUAAGGGAAUUAUGGUCAUUACUACAUUUCCUCUUGCCUGAAAUUUUCACUGAUUUUGAAAUUUUUGAAGCAUGGCUUGACGUAGAUGAUCUGAAGAAUGAUGCUGAUAAGUUUAUUAAGAAGGAGCAGGAAACUCGUGCUUUGUCUAUGAUGCAUGAUAUUCUGAAACCUUUUGUGUUGCGCCGUUUAAAAACUGAUGUCGCUCUAAGCCUUCCUCCCAAGAAAGAACUGAUAGUAUAUUGCCCCCUCUCUGUCAAGCAAAGAGAUUUAUACAAAUAUGUUGUAGAUAGAAAUAUUGAAGAAUUAGCGAAUCCAGGCAAAAAAGAAUUUGAAAUUUUGCCAGAGAAGCGGCCUACUAAGGCUAGAACCUCAAACUUUUUUAAGGAAUGUGAAUCAGACGAUGAAUUCGAUUUUUACGAGGAUGUAUUAAAUCUUCCUAGCAGUUUCACGGAUAUUCCAAAAAAAGUAAUACGUGAACUAGUCAGAAUUACUAUGCAAAAUACUGCAAUGAUGUUUCGCAAAAUUGUGAAUCAUCCAUAUCUGGUUCAUUUUCCUUUGGAAAAGGAAUGCAUACAAGGUGAAACGCCGGUUCUUCGUAUUGAUGAAGAACUUGUAACUCAGUCCGGUAAAAUGAUGAUGCUUGACGCGUUGAGUAGUCGACUUAUUGCUGGAGGGCACAAAAUACUUAUAUUUAGUACUCUGACUAUGAUGCUCGACAUUAUUGAAGAAUUCGUUAUAAUGAGAGGCUACGACUACCGGCGACUAGACGGCGGUAAAAGCUUUGAACAACGAAGUGAAGCUAUACAAGAAUUUAAUACUGAUCCUGAAGUAAAGAUAUUUUUAUUAUCCACGAGGGCUGGAGGUCAAGGUUUAAAUUUAACUGCAGCUGAUACUGUGAUCUUGUAUGACAGUGACUGGAAUCCUCAAGUAGACAUCCAAGCUCAGGACCGGUGCCAUAGAAUUGGACAAACAAAGCCUGUGAUAAUAUAUCAAUUUGUAACUAGAGGUACUAUUGAUGAAGUCAUCAUUUCAGUUGGGGAGAAAAAACGAAAACUGGAGAAACUUAUAAUACAAACAGAUAAGUUCAAAUUAGUUGGUAAGAAAUUACAAAUAACAGAAAAGGCUGAAUUAGAGAAUUUGAAAAAACUUCUCACUGAAGAUGAAAAAGUAGUUGUUACUUCUGGUGAAAGUGUAAUUAGUAGCGAAGAACUGGAUAAACUAUUAGAUCGCUCAGAUCUGCUACUCAACAUAAAUAAUAAUAAGAAAUAAUAUAUUUCGCACUGUCAUUAGGAUUGGUUUAUAUUUAUUUAUCAUUUAUUAUUCUUAUAGGAGUUUACCAAAUAAGUUGAGUUUUAGGUAGUUCUACAAUGUAAAAAAAUAUCAUAUGACGUUGAUCUUCAUAUUGAUAUAUCAUAUUUAUAUGUAAUGUCUACCUCAAAUCACUACAUGUUUUUUAAAUAAUUUUUUACAUAACGACUAUUUUUAAUCGUUCGAAUCGAAAAUCAAAGAUAUCAGUAGAUAAUAAUAUAGGUA